Cucurbitaria berberidis CBS 394.84 is the source of this 1144-nucleotide messenger RNA. RefSeq lists its product as uncharacterized. The transcript is spliced from 2 exons. The record is from RefSeq and is a predicted model, not a curated record. Bases 51 to 1061 code for a protein of 336 amino acids. NCBI's taxonomy places the organism in Eukaryota, Fungi, Ascomycota, Dothideomycetes, Pleosporales, Cucurbitariaceae.
CGCUCGGCGGUUUCAAAGUCUCCAUCGUAACAGACAACAUCCAAGGUGCCAUGGUCCUCGGCCUCAUCCUUCUAGGCAUCAUCGCCGUUGGUGUAGAAACGCACAUCGACCGCUCCUUGAUCGACCAAUCCGGAUUCCUCAAGCCCUCGCUCCUAGGCUGGCAGCUCAUUUACAUCCUCCCUGUCGCCAUUUUGACGAACGACUUCUUUUUGUCUGGAUUCUGGAUGCGCACAUUCGCCUCGCGCACAGACAAAGACCUCUGGAUUGGUGUCUCUCUCGCCAGUGUUGGUGUCCUCAUCAUUCUCACUCUGCUCGGCGUAGGUGGCAUGCUAGCUGUAUGGUCUGGUGCUUUCAAGACUGGUGAUGACGUCUCUCUCUCCUUCUUCGCCCUGCUAAGCACACUUCCGACGUGGGUUAUCGGCGUCAUUCUCGUCAUGGCCGUUUCCCUUUCCACUGCUGCAUUCGACUCUCAUCAGUCCGCCAUGAUCAGCACUGCCAGCAACGACUUGUUCCGCAACAAGCUCAACAUCUGGAUCAUCCGCGCUCUCGUUGUUGCUAUCAUCUUCCCCGUUGUAGUCGUGGCGUUGCGCGCUCCGGAUAUCUUGCAGAUCUUCCUGAUCAGCGAUCUUGUCAGCGCUGCGGUUGUGCCGUGUCUGGUCAUCGGGUUGAGUGAGAGGUUCUACUGGUACCGCGGUUUCGACUUUGUGGUCGGCGCAUUGGGAGGCAUCUUCACCAUCUUCCUGUUCGGCCUGGUCUUCUACGAUGGCGAUGCGAACAAGGCCAGUAAACUACUCAUCGUCGAAACUCUAUACGCUAAUGAUUGGAGCGUGUUUGGCGCGUUCAUGGCCGCCCCCUUUGGAGGCUUGCUCUGGGCUUUCGGUGCCUGCGGUCUGCGCAUAGGUUUCCUUUUCGUGUGGGCAAAGGUCAAGGGCCAUCGUUUCACCGCGCUUGAUCGGCCUAUUCCUCGGCAGAUUGCCCGCCCUGGUGCGUUUGAUGAGCACGAGAACGAUGCAGUGCUUGAGCACAGUGUUGCAGCGGGAGGGAAGGGCAAGUUCUUUUAGAGAUCUGAACUAUAGAAGCGUAUAGAAGGUGGGCACGCAUGAUUUGGCGGUGGGAGAGAUCUCGUGUGGAUAGAUGGGGGGAG